AUGGAAGCCAGGGAGCUGGAGAAUCCCACACCCACAUACCAUCUCAUUCCUGAGGCCAGCCAGCCCAGGGAGGAAGAAGGUGACCGCAUGCUACCUCAGCAGGCCACAGAAACUAUGCAGCUGAAGAAGGAGAUCUCUCUGCUGAAUGGCAUCAGCCUGGUAGUGGGCAACAUGAUCGGCUCAGGAAUCUUCGUCUCACCCAAGGGUGUGCUGGUCUACACGGCCUCCUAUGGGUUGUCACUGGUCAUCUGGGCUGUUGGUGGGCUUUUCUCCGUUGUGGGUGCCCUUUGCUAUGCAGAACUGGGGACCACCAUCACCAAAUCUGGAGCCAGCUACGCUUAUAUUCUUGAGGCCUUUGGGGGCUUCAUUGCUUUUAUUCGCCUCUGGGCCUCACUGCUAAUUGUUGAGCCCACCAGUCAGGCCGUCAUCGCUAUCACCUUUGCCAACUACAUCAUCCAGCCCUCCUUUCCCACCUGUGAGCCCCCGUACCUGGCCUGCCGUCUCCUCGCUGCAGCCUGCAUGUGUCUGCUGACAUUUGUGAACUGUGCCUACGUCAAGUGGGGCACACGUGUGCAGGACACGUUCACGUAUGCCAAGGUCCUGGCACUCAUUGCCAUCAUUGUCAUGGGCCUUGUUAAACUGUGCCAGGGACACUCUGAGCACUUUCAGGAUGCCUUUAAGGGUUCCUCCUGGGAUGUGGGAGACCUCUUUCUUGCCCUCUACUCUGCCCUGUUCUCUUACUCAGGUUGGGACACCCUUAAUUUUGUAACAGAAGAAAUCAAAAACCCAGAAAGAAAUUUGCCCCUGGCCAUUGGGAUUUCUAUGCCAAUUGUGACACUCAUCUACAUCCUGACCAACGUGGCCUAUUACACAGUGCUGAGCAUUUCUGAUGUCCUUGCCAGUGAUGCUGUGGCUGUGACAUUUGCUGACCAGACAUUUGGCAUGUUUAGCUGGACCAUUCCCAUUGCUGUCGCCCUGUCCUGUUUUGGGGGCCUCAAUGCGUCUAUCUUCGCCUCAUCAAGGUUGUUUUUUGUGGGCUCCCGUGAGGGCCACCUCCCGGACCUCCUGUCCAUGAUCCACGUUGAGCGUUUCACACCUAUCCCUGCUUUACUGUUUAACUGCACCAUGACACUUAUCUACCUCACUGUGGAGGAUGUUUUCCUGCUUAUCAACUACUUCAGCUUCAGCUACUGGUUCUUUGUGGGCCUCUCUGUCGCUGGACAGCUCUACCUUCGCUGGAAGGAGCCUGAUCGGCCACGACCUCUCAAGCUGAGCCUGUUUUUUCCCAUCGUGUUCUGCAUAUGCUCCUUGUUUCUGGUGAUUGUGCCCCUCUUCAGUGACACCAUCAAUUCCCUCAUUGGCAUUGGAAUCACCCUCUCUGGGGUCCCCGUCUACUUCCUGGGUGUUUAUCUGCCAGAGUCUCGGAGGCCACUCUUUAUUCGGAAUGUCCUUGCUGCUAUCACCAAAGUCACCCAGAAGCUUUGCUUUUGCGUCCUGACUGAGCUAGAUGUAGCUGAAGAGAGACAGGUCGAGAGGAAAACUGAGUAG
Molecule: messenger RNA, 1548 nt
Organism: Rangifer tarandus platyrhynchus (Svalbard reindeer)
Lineage: Eukaryota; Metazoa; Chordata; Mammalia; Artiodactyla; Cervidae
Source: the annotation of a GenBank genome assembly